ACAAUGAUAAUAUUAAAGACAUGGGAAAUAUACCAUGUGCUUUUUGUGCUUAUUAAUGUUAGGCCUACUCAAUGAAAAAGUCCAAAAGUGUGCUGUAAUGCGAUUGUAAUAAAUCACAUUUUCAAAAAAAUCUGUUGAAGUGGGCGCUGGGCUGUCCCAAGCAGCGCCCCCCUCCGGGGCUGGCCGCCGUCUGGCAGCAGUGCUGGAUCCGCCUCACAUGGACUGAAGUGUCAUCGGGACGGAGGAAAGUGUGAUCCGUCGGAGGAAUUACCAUCCCAGACCAGUGAAGGGUACAAAGGGAGCGCAGAUUCAGAGGCGCGCAGUCCGGCCGCGGCGUCCCAUGGAGGGGGUCCGGUCGCCGCUUUCGCCCGAAGCUUUGGAGGAAGUGUGCCAGUGACUGGAGCAAGAUAACUAAGACUGCAGAAGGCCCUCUUUGUCCUCAGGGAGAGUGAAUGAGUGGUGCAACGUAUCUACCGUUGGCUUGUCAACACCAUGAGCUGGAGCUUCCUCACCCGACUGCUGGAGGAGAUUCAUAACCACUCCACCUUUGUGGGGAAGCUGUGGCUGACAGUGCUCAUCAUCUUCCGAAUCGUGCUGACCGCCGUGGGCGGGGAGUCCAUCUAUUAUGAUGAGCAGAGUAAGUUUGUGUGCAACUCAGACCAACCAGGCUGUGAAAAUGUCUGCUACGACUCCUUCGCGCCCCUGUCGCACGUGCGCUUCUGGAUCUUCCAAAUCAUAUUGGUGUCCUCGCCUUCGCUCAUGUACCUCAGCUAUGCCAUCAACAAGAUCGCCCGUUUGGAGGCAGGGAAGGAAGAGGGCAUCUCUGGGCGACACAAGGCGCAGAGGAUGUUCUUCAGCAACCGGAAGCAGCACCGAGGUUUGGAGGAGGCGGAGGACGACCAGGAGGAGGACCCCAUGAUCUACGAGGUCCCCGAGAUGAGUGGCCCCAACGAGCCCGUAACCAAAGGAAAAGCUAAGGUCCAGCAUGAUGGGAGGAGACGCAUCAAAGCGGAUGGUCUUAUGCGCAUCUAUGUGCUACAGCUACUCACUCGCACGCUGCUGGAGGUGGGCUUUUUGGUGGGUCAGUACGUCCUCUACGGCUUCUCCGUCUCCCCCCUAUAUGAGUGCACUAGAAACCCCUGCCCUCACACGGUGGACUGCUUCGUGUCAAGGCCCACUGAGAAGACGAUCUUCCUGCUCAUCAUGUACGGGGUCACCGUGUUCUGCCUGCUGCUAAACGUGUGGGAGAUGCUGCACCUGGGAGUGGGCACCAUCUACGACGUCUUCCACAGCCGCCACGCCCCACACGAGGAGGGCGAGUACCGGCUGGGCAGCAGACCCAGCAUCUCCGUGGGCAAGGCAGGAGUUGAGGAGACCUAUGGGAGCUACCCCUUCUCGUGGAACGCUCCCUCAGCCCCACCAGGCUUCAAUAUUGUGGUGAAGCCUGAGCAGAUCAAGUUUACAGACCUGAGCAACGGCAAGACGGUGUGCAAACAGAACAGGGCUAAUAUUGCUCAGGAGGAGCAGCAGCAGUUCGGAGGCAGUGAGGACAACCUCCUCGCUGCCGACAUGCGCGGAGCCCUUCAGAAGGACAUACAGCAGGCCCAGGACAGGCUGGAUGCUGCUAUCCAAGCCUACGGCCAGCAGUGCCACAAUGACAGCAACCACAGCAAUGUGAGCCAGUUGCACCAUGACCACAAACAUCGCUCGGGAGCCAAGAAUGGCAACAACAAGGACAACUCGCGCGGGGGCAGCAGCAGUAACAGCAGCAAGUCAAUGGAGGGGAAGCCCUCUGUGUGGAUCUGACAGGUGACCCAAACCUGCCCAGCUCCACCUAAGUUAUUCUCCGUAAUCCUCGUACUGUUACAUAUUGUCAGUUAUGUAUUUGUGUCUCUGUCUCGGGGUACUUUGGAAAAGAUCAACACUAAAUACUUGAAUCCAGCAGCAGAGCAUAUGUUUUGCAUCAGCUUUGAAUUCCAGUUCCAAGAAACUGGCAAAUCAGUUGAAAAGGGAAAUGAAAUUAUAAAAAAAAAAAAGGAAAAAGUUUUUCCUUGGAUUAACGGGAAAAUCAACAGCAAAAAUAUUACUGUACCACUUUUGUCAACCUAGCUACCCAAAGACAGCACACAGCAGAUAGAGGACAGACUGGUGUAACUGCCGUUCUUAAUUGCCAUGUAUUGGCAGCCAAAAUAUGUGGCAGUUGAUUCCCUGCUCAGUCAUACUAAAAGGAGCUUGUUAGACUGUGAAACUAUGUCAAGCUGUAGAGUCUAGUUACAUAUCAAACACACCCCAUCUCCACUAUGGUAGCCAGGCUGCUGUGAAUGGGCCUGAUCUGUGGAUGUGGUCAAAACCCGACACCCCACUGACACUCCCACCGUGACCACCAUCUGCUAUUUCUAAUUAAGGGUAUUUACAGGGUUAUAUCAGGUGCCAUAAAAAGUAGCUGUUUUUGUGAAUUAAAAGCAGUUGGGUUAUGUUAAUGUGCUGAAAUUUGAUGUAAUAUUGUGCCUGAUGAAGGAGACCGGCUUAGGCCUGGUUUCACUGCUCUGUACCACCAUCACUGUGGAGGAAAAGUAGAACUCAGUUCAAUGCCUUAAAAUCGUACUUGGUGGAAGCAGCCAUUGCAGAGUGUGGAUGCGCACGGUGAUGGUGGGAGACGGUGCUGAUGCCUGCGUACUGAGGUGUGAUGCACCGGUCACGUCCAGGUUCCCCCCCAGGUCAGCGGUGGCUUCCAGUCUGGUGUCCGCCAGCCAGCACUUUUCACAACCGUUCUAUCCACUGUGCGAAUGGGGCUGGAGAGGGGGGGUGCAGUAACUGAUGUAGCUGACACUUAGUGACAUUAAAUUAAUACGCUGCGAUUUCUUAG
Molecule: messenger RNA, 2866 nt
Organism: Brienomyrus brachyistius
Lineage: Eukaryota; Metazoa; Chordata; Actinopteri; Osteoglossiformes; Mormyridae
Product: gap junction gamma-1 protein-like
Exons: 3
Coding region: 493-1806 (437 amino acids)
Biological process (GO): cell communication
Cellular component (GO): connexin complex
Source: RefSeq, a predicted model, not a curated record